GACAUGAAGAACCGGCUUGCUUUCCUGAGGAGGAGAAAUGAAUCUCCAGCAAGCAAUUCAGCUGGAAAGUUGGACAAAUCCAUGAAGUCAGUAAAGCCUACGCCAGAAGAGGCUCUCAAAUGGGGGGAGUCCCUGGACAAGCUCCUGAUACAUAAAUAUGGUCUGGCAGCAUUCAGAGCUUUUCUGCGCACAGAGUUCAGUGAGGAGAACCUGGAAUUCUGGUUGGCAUGUGAGGAUUACAAGAAAAUCAAGUUACAAUCCAAGAUGGUGUCAAAAUCCAAGAAAAUAUUUGCAGAAUAUAUUGCUAUCCAGUCAUGUAAAGAGGUGAACUUAGAUUCGUGCACCAGAGAGCAUACCAAAGAGAACCUGCAGAAUGUGACACGCUCCUGCUUUGAUCUGGCACAGCGGAGGAUAUACGGGCUGAUGGAGAAGGACUCCUACCCUCGCUUCCUCCGUUCUGAACUCUAUAUAGACUUAGUCAAUCAAAAAAAAAACAGUUCAACAUCCACCUCCUCUUCAUCGUAG
This is a messenger RNA of Hypomesus transpacificus, 525 nucleotides long. RefSeq names its product regulator of G-protein signaling 3-like. The transcript is spliced from 4 exons. The record is from RefSeq and is a predicted model, not a curated record. Bases 4 to 525 code for a protein of 173 amino acids. Gene Ontology annotation, cellular component: plasma membrane; nucleus. NCBI's taxonomy places the organism in Eukaryota, Metazoa, Chordata, Actinopteri, Osmeriformes, Osmeridae. Gene Ontology annotation, biological process: signal transduction.